Molecule: messenger RNA, 516 nt
Organism: Acaulospora colombiana
Lineage: Eukaryota; Fungi; Glomeromycota; Glomeromycetes; Diversisporales; Acaulosporaceae
Source: the annotation of a GenBank genome assembly
AUGGCUGGUGCUCGCGAAGAAGAAAGACACUUUAAGAAAAAUGACAGACGAGAUUUUAAUACUAAACGAAAGAACUCGUUCGCGAGUAAAAAUAAAGACCUUCACACUAAUGCUCCACCAGUUUCGGCUACAGCAACUUCACCGACUACACCAACUUCCGUUGGCUCUACAACGUCUAACGCGUCGUUUUCUUCAGGUUCACCUAACCUUGCUCUACCAAGUUUGAGGCCGACUCCAGAACAUGUGCCCGUUAAUAAUUUCAACUCUCAGGAAGUUGAGGCAUUUUUGAAUAGUGGGUGGAAGGAAGAAAUUGAUCGAUUUUAUAAUCAAAAUAAUCCUGAAUCUGAAAAACCAGAGAUGUAUAAAUCAGAAAAGGCGUGGGGAAAGGGGGUUCCUGCUUGGGGCCAGAAACCGCAUUUAAUGGCAAACGGCAAUGAUUUCUUUAAUGAAUUGAGGAAGUCAUCUCCUAACGUUCAAGUAUCAGUAUCAAAUGCUCAGCCCACGACAGCCAAGUAA